UUACCGAUUCGGGCAAAUCCACUGGACGCACACCCCUACCCACUGCAUUGCUACAGCGCUCUACCCACGAACCCGGUCAACUCGCUGGCCGAGCGGGCCAAGGGCGUGCUAAGAUGGUCAAGAAUACUUCUAAUUCGCGCGCGCGCGGGGCCGCCCCUUGGGUGCCCCGAACGAGGUCCCGGCCAGGUCCCAAACAGGUCCUGGCCAGGUCCCAGCAGGCUCCCAGGAGCGCUCCAUGAGCGUUUCAAGGGGCCUCCAACAGAGAGCAACAUGGUUCGAGACGGUCCAAGAGCGAUCGAAGAUAGGGGGGGCGGGAGGGGCAGCCCGGCGCAACCAGAGCGGGCGACCGGCGAGCGCCGCGGGCGCGGGCAUCCGGAGCCCCACGGGCACGAGCGCCGAGCCCGCGGAGGGCUCGAGCCAGCUUCAAAUGAAUCAAAUUCCUGCCUCCUGGUGCUGAGUGGUCCCUGCCUCCCCUGCCAACGGCACUGGGACAGGACGCCGCGCGCCGGGCCCCGCCCGCGCGGGCGCUGCCGGCGCGAGGGCCGCUCGGCCGGGGCCUGCGCCUACGUAUUUAGCAAUUACAGCUGCCUCCGCCGAGCCGGCGGAGAUUGUCAGAGGAAGCAACUCCUGCCCACCGAGCAACUGAGGGAAGAACUACAGUUGUGGACGGGCGGCGUCGGGCACACGCUAGCAGGAAGUAGGGAUGCGUGGAUCGCACGCGCGGGCGCCAGGGCCGCGGACCGAGGAAAGCACGUGCCCCCCCAAAGCAUGGGGCCAACGCCGCCCGAUGUGGCGACAAAAGCGCGCCGAUCCUGCAUGGAGGCGGAGGAAGUGAGGGGGAAGGGCAGGAGGGGAGGGGAGGAGAGGAGACUGGAUGUUGAAACACUCGACACGCUCGAUGGCAACAGCGCAGGCUGAAGCGGUACACCGAGGCUUUACCCCAGGUGCAGCCCUGCCUUGAAACAGUGAAGGGGAACCUGCCCCUGAUCGUCGAAUCCGACAUUGAUCAUCGACCUCUGGCUUGCGGAUCAUAAUCGGAGCCUCCGGCGGCCGUUCGGGACGAUCCUGGGAUCCCCAAGACGCUCCUGGCGAGGCGCGGGCGCCGAAAGCUCCCGCGGCUGCAAAGCCGCCGAGAGCCGACGCGAACGCCCGGAAACCUCCAAGCCUCGACCCUCGACGGCGGCUCCCCACCAGCGUUGCCCGUCGUGGCCUCCUGCCUUGGCACAGGCGUCCCUCCUCGUGCAGCAGGGGCCAGCGUGCGCCGGAAAGCGCACGCAGCCCUCUCUCUCUCUCUCUCUCUC
Prorocentrum cordatum is the source of this 1301-nucleotide messenger RNA. Lineage: Eukaryota; Dinophyceae; Prorocentrales; Prorocentraceae. The record is from the annotation of a GenBank genome assembly.